Culex pipiens pallens (northern house mosquito) is the source of this 2012-nucleotide messenger RNA. It is a transcript of the gene Tbce, whose product is annotated as tubulin-specific chaperone E. The record is from RefSeq and is a predicted model, not a curated record. Gene Ontology annotation, molecular function: protein binding. Gene Ontology annotation, cellular component: nucleus. NCBI's taxonomy places the organism in Eukaryota, Metazoa, Arthropoda, Insecta, Diptera, Culicidae. The transcript has 5 exons. The coding region runs from base 152 to 1726 and encodes 524 amino acids.
UUUGUUGUUUGUUUCUGUGGCAGCUAGCAAAGGCAAAAGUCAGAGAAGAAGGAAGAAAGUGCGUUCGCAACUGUUCGGAAAAAGUGAUAAAUUUUCGUUCCAGUUGGUCAACCCCGGAGCAGAUUCAGCGCGAUCGCGGCCCCGUAACACAAUGAUUCCGCAGAGCCACGGACAGCAGGAACAGCUGGUCGGACAGCGGAUCCGGGUUGGAAACUUCAGCGGAACAAUCCGAUUUGUUGGCGAGGUGGCCAACACCGACGGCGAAUGGAUUGGCGUCGAGUGGGACGAUCCCCAGCGGGGCAAACACUCCGGGACGGUCAACGGGAUCGAGUACUUCCAAACAAGACAAGCAAAUUCCGGAUCGUUGAUCCGAAGUGAGAAAAUUCCUCCCACAAAAACGCUGGCGGAAGCCAUCCACGACAAGUACAUCAUAACGGAGGACACGCUCCGGCUGGACGCGGAGAUGCUGAAGGAGGUGCAGAAGCAGCUGCACGCGUCACUGUUUGAGGUCGUCGGCAUGGAGAAAAUCGGCGGCAAGCAGAGCCAGCUGGCCCACCUGGUGGACGUUUCGGUGGCGCACUCUCCGGUCAACGCGGCCGGUUCGCUCUCCAUGUUUAAAAGCCUGCGCUCGCUGGACGUCUCGGCGAGCCUCCUGUGGAACUGGACAAUCGUCGGAGACGUUAUGGCGCAGAUUCCGACGCUGGAGGAGCUUAAUUUGUCGAACAAUCGCUUGGUCAGUCCGUCGGACGAUGAAAUUUUCUCGCUCGUUACAAAAUUCCACAGUUUGAAGAAGUUGGUGUUGAAAAAGUGCGCGCUCGGGUCGUGGCCGGAACUGGUUCGGCUGGCACGGAUGUGGCCACUGCUGGAGAGCCUGUCGCUGGAGGAUAACGAGAUCGGGGUUGUGACGGAGGAAGGUUAUGAGUUGGCGCUGACGAAGCUGCGCAGUUUGGAUCUGCAGAAUAAUCAGAUUUGUGAUCGAGAGUCGAUUUACGCGCUAGGGGCGUUGCCUGCACUUGAGGAACUUUCGCUGAACGCGAAUGGAAUCGGUAGGAUUGUGUUUCCCGAUUGUCCACACACGGAAAAGGUUGACCUGUUUGCUAAACUCGAAACUCUUUAUCUGCGGGAGAAUCCGAUUGAGGACCAGUGCGGUCUUUUUAACGAGUUGGACAAGCUGCCCUCGUUGAAGCAUUUAACCAUUGAUCCGGAUGCGGCGGUGAGCUACGAGGAAACGGUUUCCCGCGUGGUGGGAUCGAUUGCGGGGUUGAAGAUGUUUAACCGGGCGACCAUUCCGGAGAAGUUGCGCCGUGAUUCGGAGUGUGACAUGUGGAAGAUGUACGCCGUUCAGUGGUCCCUGGUGCGGAACGAUGCCCAGCUGUUGAAGGCGUUCUUCAAGGCACACCGAAUGUAUCCGCGGAUCAUGGAGAGACUCGGCAGCCCGGAGCAGUUCCUGCCGGACACACGCCGCGUCUCGAACAUGCUGAAUCUGCACCUGCUAAACGAGCGCACCGGCGAGAUGCGCCACAAGAAGGUCCCCAAGCGCAUCAACCUGCAAACGCUUGAGAAUCUCAUCGUGAAGCUGUUUGGGACGCCCGAGGAUCGGGACACGGCGGGACCGUUGCACCUGCAGCUUCUGGACCGCAAGCGGGACGUUCGGAUUCCACUGGACAACAACGGGCGCAGUUUGGACUUUUAUUCCGUCGAAGAUCAAGACACGAUCGUGUUUUGAGGAGGUUUGUGAUGCUUCUUUAUUUCUUCUCUGUUUGUAACUCGAUUUUUUUUACAAUUAAUUUAUUUUGCUGCUAAAGCACACGCAAUUUUUCAAAGAAAUUCUAAACACUCAAACAAAAAAACACUUUAAAAUUCCAAAUUGGUUACAAUGUUUCGUACAAAUGAACACAAUAUCAAAAGUUUAGACUAGCAAAACUAACACGUGAAAAAGAAAGAGAGACCAAUCAGCGGUAUUACACUACCUAUUGUUUGUUGAAUAAACCAGAGCAUGAUUUAUCGCUUUA